AUGGCUUCUGCAGCUGUACAACUCCCCGGAUCCCACGGCUCUCUGCUCGCAGAGAAGCCCAAAGUCCCUGUCUCCGAGAACCCACACCAUGUACAGACGACACUUAACUUUCUCAAAGAAAAGGAAGAUGGCUCUCCCCCGGAUCCAACCUAUGUUGGAAAGCCAGAGACCUAUGACCGGCCUCAUGUCUCUAUUCCCGCCACUAUCCAUGACAUCAGCGGCCAUGAGCUUGACUACGCUCUUGAUAGCCACGGAUUCCAACUCUACUACCAUGAGAGCACGGAGAAAGAUUUCCAAGACGAUGAGAAGAUCAAGAGAGAGUAUUACCCUGAGACCGAGCAGCUGUUGAAAGACGCUACUGGUGCCUCCCGAAUCCACAUUUUCGACCACACCAUCCGUCGAGGUCAACCCGAAGGUUCCACUGGUCAAGACCUUCGCGGUCCAGUUCAGCGUGUGCACAUUGAUCAAUCCUACGAGGCGGCCAAGUCUCGAGUCCCCUUCCACCUCCCAGAAGAUGCUCCCGAGCUUCUGAAAGGCCGAUACCAGAUCAUCAACGUUUGGCGUCCCAUCAAGACAAUCCUGAAAGACCCCCUCGCGGUGGCAGAUGCACACUCGGUUCCAGAUAGUGAUCUUAUUCCUGUCAAGCUCAUCUACCCCAACCGCGAAGGAGAAACAUAUUCCGUUAAGCCGGACCCCAAUAUCAAGUGGUACUAUAGAUAUGGUCAAACUCCGGAUUUGGUGACUUUGAUCAAAUGCUUUGAUUCCAAGACUGAUGGCAGGGCUCGCCGUGUGCCUCAUACUGCCUUUUCUAACCCGGAGACAGUGAAUGAGGCUCCGCGAGAGAGUAUUGAGGUUCGGGCUUUGGUCUUCCAUCCCGAUGAUCGUGAUUGA
This is a messenger RNA of Penicillium brevicompactum, 891 nucleotides long. RefSeq lists its product as uncharacterized. The transcript has 2 exons. NCBI's taxonomy places the organism in Eukaryota, Fungi, Ascomycota, Eurotiomycetes, Eurotiales, Aspergillaceae. The record is from RefSeq and is a predicted model, not a curated record. Gene Ontology annotation, molecular function: oxidoreductase activity. Bases 1 to 891 code for a protein of 296 amino acids.